AUGAUGGAACCCGAGUUGAUUCAGCAGUUGAGAGUAGAUGACCCCAUGGAGGAGCCCGAGCUUAAUCUGGAUGGACUUCAGAUCAAGUCGAUUCAAGUACUGUUAGAGCCACCCAAAUCAGUACCUGGAGGCGAUGAUGAAGACGAUGAUGGCUUCUAUUCACCUUUGGAUCACUUCCAGAACCUUGUCAGAUUGAGCAUGAGCAGUGCACAAUGCCAGAGUCUAGAGUCAUUCCCUCAUCUGCCCUUGUUACGAUCGCUGAUGUUGGCAGACAAUGAGCUUUCUUCGGGAUUUGAAGCAUUGGCCGAAGCAGAUUUACAGAGCUUACUACGCUUAGAUCUUAGUGGAAAUAAGAUUACAGAUUUAUCUGUCCUGGCACCUUUGGAUGCCCUCGGAAAUUUGCAGCAUUUGAUGUUGGCAGAAAACGAGGUGGCGAACCAAGAAAACUAUCGUGAUGCGGUAUUCGAAAUCCUGCCGCAACUAAUUACAGUUGAUGGACUGGACAGAGAUGGUACUGAGCUCGACGUCGACGUUGAUGACGACGAAGCCGUUUCGGUUGACGAAGGCGGUCAUUAUGUACAGGAAUAUGAAUCGCAGAGCGAUUCUGAGCUUGAAGAUCAGGAGAACCGCCCACCUGCUGGCAGUGGCAAAUCAACUGGAAGAAAACAUCACGUUGAUGAGGACGAGGACGAGGAUGAGUACGACGAUGAGCUUGAUAACGAUGAGGACGAGUCUGAUGGUGCGUAUCCAUCGCAUAAGCGUCGCAGACAGUCACCGGGGUCAGGUUCAGACUCUGAGGAGGAUGAAGAUGAUGAAGAUGAGCCAGAAUCAAGAAUUUAUGCAGAAGGUGAAGAGGAGGAGGAGGAGGAGGAGGAGGAGGAGGAAGGAGGUCAUGAAGAUGAUGAUGAAGAGGAAGAAGAGGAAGGUCCUGGAUUGGCUAUGUUGAUGCAGGGCGAUAUUCCUGAUGGUGCUGAUGAUAAUGAUGAAGAGUUUGAGCCUGGUAAUGAGGCUGAGGAGGAGAGCGAGAUCGAGUCCUCUGAUGAAGAAGAGUUUGGCGGUGCAGCUGGAUCAAGUAAUAAUAACCAUCAUCAUAGCCACAGCGACAAUAACGGCAACAACGGAGCUGUAUUAACAGCAAUGGAUCCUGCAUCUGUGAUUGCUGCUGCUAUGGCUGCACCAUCGUCAUCAUUUAUGGGAGACAGUGACAGCAACACGAAUGGCCAUCUUAAACGUCCACGGUCACCUACACUAUCUGGAUCAACAGAGUUUGACCAUGCAGCAGCAGUAGCAGGAUAUGACGUUGAGGGCGAUGAUGUUAAUGCAGGAUUCGAUAUGGUCUCGUUUGAUGGACCCGCUUCAUUUGAUGAUGAUCCAACUCAUGAAGCCAAGAGAUCCCGCACGUAG
Lobosporangium transversale is the source of this 1404-nucleotide messenger RNA. RefSeq lists its product as hypothetical. NCBI's taxonomy places the organism in Eukaryota, Fungi, Mortierellomycota, Mortierellomycetes, Mortierellales, Mortierellaceae. Gene Ontology annotation, cellular component: nucleus. The record is from RefSeq and is a predicted model, not a curated record. Bases 1 to 1404 code for a protein of 467 amino acids. Gene Ontology annotation, molecular function: histone binding. The transcript is spliced from 5 exons.